Eremomyces bilateralis CBS 781.70 is the source of this 1585-nucleotide messenger RNA. RefSeq names its product vacuolar protein sorting-associated protein 26. Gene Ontology annotation, cellular component: retromer complex; endosome. The transcript has 5 exons. Gene Ontology annotation, biological process: retrograde transport, endosome to Golgi; intracellular protein transport. The record is from RefSeq and is a predicted model, not a curated record. NCBI's taxonomy places the organism in Eukaryota, Fungi, Ascomycota, Dothideomycetes, Eremomycetales, Eremomycetaceae. The coding region runs from base 253 to 1191 and encodes 312 amino acids.
UGUAUUAAGCGGCAUCAGGCUAGAAUCGCACAAAGGCAUAGCAUGGGUGCAGUUGCCUAGUGGGAUUUGAUCAGUGUCACUCAACAGAGACUGGUCCAAUACAGGCAUCAACCACUCCAUCAAGCUAUCAACGACCAAGGAGCAUCGAGGAUAUUGCAUCCAUUGACGUCCAUGAAAGCGGAGUAUUCUUGAUCUUUUCGAAUCCCUUGUAUCGACCUUGAAGAAACAAACACAGGACUGACGUAGCCGAUCAUGUCGUUGUUCUUUUCCACCCCAGUCGAUAUCGACGUUGUCCUCCAAGACAGCGAUGAUCGAGCUACCGUCGACGUCAAGCUCGGGGAGAAGAACCGGCGGGAGAAGGUCCCGCUGUAUAUGGAUGGCGAAUCGGUCAAAGGCGCCGUGACCAUUCGACCGAAAGAUGGGAAACGGUUGGAGCAUACGGGAAUCAAAGUCCAAUUCAUCGGAACAAUCGAAAUGUUCUAUGACCGAAGCAACCAUUAUGAAUUCCUUUCCCUUGUCCAGGAGCUCGCUGCUCCCGGGGACCUCCAGCAUCCCCAGACCUUCGAUUUCAACUUCAAAAAUGUCGAGAAGGCAUACGAAUCAUACAACGGCAUCAACGUCCGGUUACGAUACUACGUUCGGGUGACGGUCUCAAGAAGGAUGGCCGACGUCACAAGAGAGAAGGACAUCUGGGUCUAUUCAUACCGAGUGCCGCCGGAGACCAACAGCUCGAUCAAGAUGGACGUGGGGAUCGAGGAUUGUCUGCACAUCGAGUUCGAAUAUUCGAAGUGCAAAUACCAUCUAAAGGAUGUCAUAGUCGGGAGGAUAUACUUCUUGCUGGUGCGGUUAAAGAUCAAGUACAUGGAAUUGUCCAUCAUAAGGAGGGAGACAACGGGAGCCGCGCCGAAUCAGUACAACGAGAGCGAGACGCUGGUGAGGUUCGAGAUCAUGGACGGUUCUCCGUCAAGAGGUGAAACGAUACCGAUCCGAUUAUUUCUCGGCGGCUUCGAUUUGACCCCGACCUUCCGAGAGGUGAACAAGAAGUUCUCAACGAGAUACUAUCUCAGCCUCGUCCUGAUUGACGAAGAUGCACGAAGAUACUUUAAACAAUCCGAGAUCGUCCUCUACCGACAAGCGCCGGAGAAUCUGGCCCCGCCACGAAUACAGACCCCCGAGAUCAGGAGCGCUUAAUGACGGGAAUCUUGCUUGAACAACUGAUUUAUUGUCCAAUUCAUAAGCCGGAGUCAGGUUCAGGGAGCCUUUGAGCUCAAUCCUAGGUUGUUCAUAACAGCGCUCCGCUAUCCACUUUCCCAACAGAGGGCGAGCCGGUCGUCCUAUUCCCGAUAAUCGGCUUGGAUUCGUCGCGACGAGAUUGAGGGGAUCGACACCAAAGGCCGGACUCUGUGUGUUGCGAGGGGGUCAGUGGCCAGCUUGGGAGCAUAGAUAUUAAUGCUGUCCAACUACUUCAUGUAUUCUCGUCCUCGUCAUCCUGCUUGACAUUACUAGUGCAUCGUUGGACGUUCGAAUAGAUUUUGAUCAUGGGGUCGCGUUCCGUCUCCUUUAUGUCCGCCUCGCCCUGGCGCUC